AUGGCAAAUACACUUGUUUCUGGCCUUGCCAACACCAUCUUGGGAAACUUGAGUUCUCCGGCACUGCAAGAAUUAGGGGCAGCUUGGGGCCUAAAGGAUGAGAUCCAGAAACUUAAGAGUACUUUCACUGCAAUCCAAGCUGUGCUUCAAGAUGCUGAGGCUAAGCAAACCAAGAGUAAGGCUCUGCAGGAUUGGCUGAGUAAGCUUAAGGAUGCAGCUUAUGAUGUCGACGAUAUCUUGGAUGAGUUUGAGACCGAAGCUCUCAUACGAAAGGAAGACCAUCAAAGAGAUAUAAGGGAGAGAUUAGAUACCAUUGCAGAUGAGAGGGAUAAGUUCCACUUGAAAGAGGGUGUUACAGAUUCACAAGUUUAUGACAUGGAGAGAAGGCAAACUGGCUUCCUUGUGAAUGAAUCAGAAAUUUAUGGUAGAAAUGAGGAGAAAGAAAUGAUAAUUGAUGUGCUGAUUAACAAUUUGAGCAAUCAAGAUGAUGUCUCCGUCUAUGCUAUAUGGGGUAUGGGGGGACUUGGAAAGACCACUCUUUCUCAAUUGCUCUACAAUGAUAAGAGGGUAGAGAGACACUUUGAGUUGAGGAUUUGGGUGUGUGUAUCUGAUGAUUUCAGCAUACUACGGCUGAUGAGGGCAAUCAUUGGGUGGAUAGAAUGUCGUGCGUGCGAUAUCACAGAGUUGGCUCAACUAGAGCGACGCCUCCAAGAAAAAUUGAGUGGGAAGAGAUUUUUACUUGUGCUGGAUGAUGUGUGGAACGAAUACCAUGAUAAGUGGAAUGGACUCAAAAAUGCACUAAGGUGUGGAGCGAAAGGUAGUAUGCUUGUGGUAACCACUCGAAGUGAGAAAGUUGCUCUUAUGAUGGCUACGCUUCCAAUAUUUAACCAGAGAUGUUUGUCGGAGGCUGAUUCUUGGAGCUUAUUCAAGCACCGUGCAUUCGGGAUUGGAAGGAGGGAGGAGAACUUAGAGUUGGAAAAAAUCGGCAAGGCAAUAGUGAAGAAAUGUGGCGGGGUGCCCUUGGCAAUAAAGGCUCUUGGAAGCUUCUUGUGGUUUAAAAACAACAUAAGUGAAUGGUUAUCUGUGAAAGAAAGUGCAACUUGGGAUUUAGCAGAUGAUGAAAAUGCCAUCGCACCAGUCCUAAGGCUAAGUUAUGACAAUAUAUCUCCAUCUUUGAGGCAAUGUUUUGUUUAUUGUUCAAUAUUUCCCAAAGACUAUGCAAUGGAGGUGGACAUGCUGAUAGAGCUUUGGAUUGCAAACGGCUUCAUUCACUCUAAAGGAGAAACAGAUCUGUAUCGUAUGGGCCGUGGGAUCUUCAAUAAUUUGGUUUGCAGGUCUUUCUUUCAGGAUGUCAACGAGGGCUACAUGGGUCGCUUGACAUGUAAAAUGCACGAUCUGAUGCAUGAUCUUGCAAUGUCUAUUAUGACACAAGAGUGCUAUAUAAUAGAGCCUUGGAAGGAGCUGAAAAUUCCAGAAAAAGUUCGCCAUUUAUCUUUUUAUGGGAACUCAGAUUGGGAGGUUCCUCGAUACGAAGAUGUGCGAAAAGUGCAAUCUUUACGCUCCAUUGUAGUUCUAUCAUGGCACAUGAACGGGAAGGAUAUUGCUACCUACAUCUCAAAACAAAGUAAUCUGAGAGUGUUGGACUUGAAUAACUGUUACUUGAACAAAGUACCAUCUUUAAUUGGGAAUUUGAAACAUCUUCGGUACCUCAACAUGUCGAACUCUAGGAUCAAAACCUUACCUGAUUCAAUGACUUGUCUGCAAAAUCUACUGACAUUGAAGCUGAAAUAUUGCGGGCAACUUGGUAAAUUGCCCAAAGGUAUGAAAAAUUUGAGAAAUCUUAGAUGUCUUGACAUUAGAGGAUGUGAUUCUCUUGUUUGUAUGCCUGCUGGACUCGGGCAGUUAAGACACCUACAGACUUUAAGCAUCUUUAUUGUGGGUUCGGACCGUGGUCAACAAAUAGGCGAGCUGAAAGAAUUAAAUCUUAGUGGUGAGUUGACCAUCAAGGGACUCCAUAAUGUAAGAGAUUCAGAGGACGCAAGAAGUGCCAACUUAAAGAGGAAGCAGGAUCUUUGUGCUUUGAUAUUGGAUUACGGGGAUAUCAAGACUGACAACUUACUAGAUAAUGAUGAAGAAAUUCUUGAUGGUCUCCAACCUCAUCCAAAUCUAAAGAAGUUGAGCAUACGGUCGUAUCAAGGCUUGAAGUUUCCUAAUUGGAUGCUAGAUUUGGAACUUCAAAAUCUGAUUGAAAUCUCUCUAGAUGGAUGUAAGAGAUGUGAACAUCUUCCACCUCUCGGGAAACUACCCUCCCUCAAGGUUCUUUCUAUUGUUGCAAUGGAUGCUGUUAAGUGUUUCAACAAUGACUGCUAUGGAGAUGGGGAACAAUCAUUUCCAGCACUAGAAGAGCUCUAUUUGAUGCAUAUGCCUAGUUUGGAGGAAUGGACAACAGUUGAUAGAGGAGAAAGUUUUCCUCGUUUGCGGGAAUUAUGGAUCUAUGCAUGUCCCAGGUUGACUGAAUUUCCUUGUAUUCCAUCACUUGGGAAAUUAAGGAUACAAUUCAGCAACGAGAUGCUAUUAAGGUCGGUGAUGGAUCUCACUUCACUUUCCUGGCUUCUAAUAUUUGGGUUUGAUGAGUUGGAGGUUCUUCCAAAUGGACUGCUUCAAAAUCACAAGGUUCUUGAGUUCCUAUCGAUUAUUGGACUACGCAAUCUCAAGACUCUGUCACAUCAGCUGGAUAAUCUUUCUGCUCUGAAACAAUUGACAGUUAAUCAUUGUGAUUCUCUCGAGUAUUUACCAGAUGGACUCAAAAACCUCAGAUCCCUUGAGAGACUCGAGUUACGGGAUUGUGACAGCCUGACAUCCUUACCGGCGACAGGGUUACAAGGCUUGUCUUCCCUGAGGAUGUUGUGGAUACGGUACUGUAAGAAACUAAGUUGUUUAUCUGAAGGAGUAAAACACCUGACUGCUCUCCAGAAUUUGGACAUAAUUGGUUGUCCAGAGAUGACGUUUUUGCCCGAAGACAUGCAACAUUUAAAUGCUCUCCGAGCACUGCGAAUUAAUCAAUGUCCACAUUUGGAGAGGCGAUGCGAGAAAGAGAAAGGAGAGGACUGGCCAAAGAUAGCUCAUGUUCAUGGGAUUUGGAUCAAUGAUCGGAAAAUACAGUCCUUGAUCCCACAUGACUAAAAAUGCAUCUGACGGAACAAUCUUCAUACGAUGGUUGUGGUAGCCAGCAGCGGCUUGUGGAGCACGCAGAUAAAAAUAAACUUUAGAAGGUUGCCAACUUUAUGCAGCAAGCUGAGGAUUGGCUGAGAAAUUUCCAUACAUAUGAUGUGCCCCUGCUUCUGGGAAGAUGCAGCAGUGGUGAGAGUGUAAAUUUGUGUGCCGCCAUGGGAUUAGUUGCACUCGAAGAAACGAUCUCAGCGAUGCAACCAAGGCAAUGGAGAGGCUACUUGAGCCAUUUUUGCUGAAAAGUUGUUCAAAAAUGUUGAUGCCUCCGAUACAGUUGUAAAUCCAUCGUAAGCAUUUCUAUGUCUAACCAUUUCCAGUUGUAUUAAUUAAUUGAUGCACACGUGCAUUUCUUGUAAACUAUUUUAACUUGUAAUAUUAUUCUAAGCUUUCAUUUUCAUCCAAGU
Messenger RNA from Ilex paraguariensis (yerba mate), 3632 nucleotides. The record is from the annotation of a GenBank genome assembly. Lineage: Eukaryota; Viridiplantae; Streptophyta; Magnoliopsida; Aquifoliales; Aquifoliaceae.